CUUCUGAAUGGCGUCGAGCGAUAGGCGCCGUUCAGAGCAACAUGAGUGGCCCGCACACCGGAAACGCCCGUGGCCCCUCAACUCAAACGAUGCUCAGCAACUCAGGCUUUUUUCUGCGGCGCCUUCUGUAAUGCUGUGUUUCGUUGAUUCACUUCAGAUAUUGAGGUACACUACAGUAGAAGCUUCGGUGGCAGCCGCCGCCGCUAGAGAGGCCGGGAGAAAAUCAACAACUCUCUACAAAGAGGAUCUGUACAAACCACCUCCACCGUUGCCGGUGCGCCUUGGGGGGUGCAAACGCACUCAUAGGCAGAUGCACGCAGAAGGUUCUCGGAUUCUCUCGUCAUCGGCUCGAAAGAACAGUCGCUUUCCUCCACCCGCCCAUUGAAGUCUUACGGAGCUCCGCGGCAGGCCUGUGACAGCGCCCCCUCAGGGGCGCAGGGUGCCGCCGGCUGAUGAGAGGACCCUACGCUUAGCGGACUCCUCCCUGUCUUAUGCACUAAUUCUACAAAAGUAGUCAGUUUUCUGCUUACUAGAGUGGCGAGUCGACUGGAUUUGUGGCAACGUACCGCUCAGCGGCGCUGAUAGAAGUUUCAGAAGCAGUGGACCGUAAGAUGUAUGGACGAUGUACGAAAGAUUGCAUACGUGUGCAAUAAUAGCAAACCAUGCACGAAAAAUGAUGAUGUGCGAGCUGACCCAAUCACAUGGAGAAAUGCAGUCCACUUAGACUGUGUAAUACAUUCAGUUGCAGGUUACCAUUAGGUCAACACAGGGGGCAACUCAGGCAGCACACAGAAGUGGUGUCGUUGCCGAUUCCCAGACGAUUCCCGCUGCUGUCGAAGCCUCCCGCCGCCUUUUGGGCAGCCUACGAGGUGUUCGUAUGGUGAUCUGAUGAUGCUGGAUCUGAACCAGCACGUACCCCUGUCGCCAACCACCAUCAGUGGCCACCUCGGCGGCCAAAUCGGCCAGCACCUGAUGAGCGCCGUUAGCUCGGCGGAUCUGCUCAGUAUGACGGUUGCCAGUACGGUGCGUCGCUGCGAAAAGGACAACGUUGACGACCUGAAGGCCGACCUUAAAUCGUCGGCAACCUCGCAAACGGCCCUUGGCCAUCACCAUCAUCAUGGCAGCAUUCACUCCACCAUCGUCUCUGCUCACGACGACGUAAAGGACACUCCCCAUCUACUCAAGCGGAAACGCAUGAGAAUCGACGAUGUGGUUGAUCGACUCAGUAAUCACUCGACGACAAUGUUAACAUCGACGACGGCGAUUACGCGAACGGCCAGCCCAACGAUGACGGCGCCACCUCCGAAAAAAAGGCACAGUGGUAGCGAAGCUGUGGAUAGCUCCGCAAAUCGACGUGAUGACCGCGUCUCGUCAUCGGAAGACAGCAAAUCGAUCUACGUUGCCGAUACUCCGCCGUCAAGUUCGUGGUCACCGAAGUCGUCCUCGUACGCUGACCAUGUUCGGUCCCUUCUUCCUGUCUCGCCCAUUUCACCAAUUUACUCGUCCCUUGAGCAUCUGCUUCCCGAGCUGCUCAAACGUGACCAGCUGCUUAGGCAACAAUCACAGUCGACGUCGAGUCUCGAGUCGGUCACGUCAACCCCGCAGGACUCACCACUCGACCUGUCUGUUCGUCGUACACCAUCACCCGCUGCAGGCGCCACCGACGAAUCUGCCCUGUUGCGCAGUUCAACGACGCCGCCAGCGCCCUUCGACUUUCCUCGGGUGCCGAUGCAGUUCCGGUUCGACCUCGGCCUUCUUGGUCUUGCCUCACCAGCCGGCUCACCACUGCUGACGCCACCGUUUUACCCGACGCCAACAACGGCAACAACGACGAAAACGAAAACUACGUCGACGAAAUCGUCACCGAAAUCGUCAUCGUCAAGUAACACCGCCACCCCAUCGGUGCCUGCCUUGUCGUCCACCAAAUUCGAAUCUUCUGCCAAGAAUUCGGCCAGCGGUAGUGUUUCCACCCGGAAGAGCUCAUCGACGCCAUCGCCCGUCAAGCGGCGUCAAUCUCCCACUCAGUCAUCACCUUUGCAGUCAUCGUCGGCUGAAGCAAGCAGCAGUCCCGAAGAGGCCAGUAGUCAAGGCAGCAGUCCCGGUUACGUCUGCUCGAUUUGUGGUCAAACGUUCUCGCUUCACGACCGACUCGCUAAACACAUUGCGUCGCGACACCGAAACAAGCAGGCGGCGUCGCCUGAUCCCGGCUCGGGUGGCUCUUUGGGCUCGUCAUCUGGCGGAACGGGCAACGGGCGUAGCUAUUCGUGCGAUAUCUGCCAGCGGUCGUUCGCUCGGAGCGACAUGUUGACGCGCCACAUGCGGUUGCAUACCGGCGUCAAGCCGUACACGUGCAAAGUGUGCGGCCAGGUGUUCUCGCGCAGCGACCAUCUGUCCACGCACCAACGCACGCAUACCGGCGAGAAGCCAUACAAGUGCCCGCAGUGUCCCUAUGCCGCCUGUCGACGGGACAUGAUCACACGGCAUAUGCGAACGCACGCCCGUUACGCGCUUCCACCGACGCUGCCCGACUCGAGUUCGUCGUCUCUUGAGGAGGAGCCACUGGCCAUCCUGCCAGGGUCGCCGCUGCAAACGUAAAAUGCCCUGGCAAGAUAGCUAGCCCGAGAAACACACAGUGCUUAAGAGAUUUAUUUUAUGACGACGACGACGACGACAAUGCUAAACUGCAUCUUCGUUGGAGCGCCUCAUGCCACUUGGCAUCUGGCGUCGACGCGCGAAGUCGUUAAUUAACGGUAGUGACAGUUAUUCAUGUAGGAUGUUAAUAAAGGAAAAGAUACAGGCCGCUGGCGAUUUGUAGCCGAUUGAAGAGCCACCGUGGCUCAACAGUAACAAUACGCUUCGGUUGUCUGUGUGUGAAUUGUACUUACUUAGUAGUGCAAGUGUAGGGGGAUCUCGAUCGCUAUUGUUGCCAGUCUGUGGCCUAAUAACUCUUGAUGGUCUCGUUGCAUCACGUUUCGUGGUCGAAUGGUGCCGUGUCCAAGACAGCAACCAAAGUAAACUCAAUUCUCGUCUUUCAGCCCCCGUCAAACAUCUCGCGUAGAUUACUCGCGUGACGGCUCCCACCGUCAUUUGGCAGGGGCCACCUUAGCUAGCUGAUGUUAGUAAUGCGUUAUUUGUCUUCACACUACCACAAAAGACUGCAACUACGCAAAGCAUAGUCCAUAGUAUAUAUAGAACGAGGCUUGAGUGCCGAGAGAAAAGGGGAAAGAAAUCCUCAGAGAAUGAGAGCCUACGGUGAAAAUAAAUCUACAUAUAUAUUAUUAAUACAUAUAAGUAAAUACGUAGCUAUAUAUAUAUAUAAAAAAAAAAAUAAAUAAAAUGCAAGAACGAACGAGAUACAAGCAGCUUUAGAGAAACUAUGAUCUACCGAUAUGAAGUUGAAAGGAUCAUGUGAAGAACAUCGCGAGUCCAGUACCACGUAUUGUUUCUUUAGCUAUGUAUCGAUAGGUUUGCUCGGAACUUUGCAAAAAAACCAGUUAGUUCUAUCCCACCGGUGAAACAACGGAGGCGAACAUUUGCAACAAGAAAGAACACGAAAUAGAUCUAAAAAAAAAAAAAGUACACCUAAAAAACACUACAGAAAAAAUUAGCAAUAUAUUUAUAGCAAGAUAUAUUCGUGAAGCUCGCCAAUGCAGCACGGGCGAGUUCUUCGCUAUUUGGUGCCUUUGUUGUUGCCGCUUAUGGUCCGCUCAUUGAGUUUGAUUGUAACGUAGACAUGUGGCCAUAUGCAUGGAUCGAUUAACUGAUUUAUGGGAAGAUGCAUCAUCCAUAUCAGUACCGAACUACGAUUGAAUACUCAACAAGAUGGGCUUCCCCAAAAGCCCUUAUCGUUAUUGCGACGAUAAUCAUAAUAACAACCAAUGCUCAAUACUUGAAAACGAUGAGAAAGAACCCUCACUAUAAUAUUAACAGGAACAAGAGUAGAUUGAAGACUACUAUUAAGAUAAUAACUCGAACCUUUAGAAUGAUAAUAAUAGUAGUAAAGUAAGAAUGUUCAUAUGAUAGAUGACGAGUGAGUGAUGCGAUAGUGGAGCGUCGAUCAACCCAUUGAUUGCAAGGGUACAGUUGAUCGAGUUCCGACGAUCUCGGAAGCGCCGAUCUCGACAGCGGACCGUUUUCAAGCAGCUCAUCACCUUCACAGACAAGGGACCAGCCUACAUACAUAUACAUAUAUAUAUACAUACAUACAUACAUACAUACAUAAACAAAACAAAUAUUACUACCACCUCUAGACGAUCACCAAUCAAUCAACCCAGUUAUUUAUUUAGCUGUCAUCUAUUUAUUCAACCCCGAAUCGGAGGUCUUUUUGUUGCCAACUCGAGUGCGAUACGUAAGAAACUCCCGCAAAGCUGAGCACAAGCUUCCGUCACACAUUACAUACGUCAGAUCGAAGCUUAGUUAGAACGUUUGAGUAUCGAUUUUUCUAAGCGACUACCUUCUUUUAUAUAAAUAUAUUUUUUUUUCAGCUACGUUAAGAAAUCCACGUUCUUUCCUCUUGAUGCUUUGUCGGUGCCCCGUACGUUCUAUAUAUUCCGACCAUGGACAGACAAAGAGAACAGAAUGAACAUAGGCGAAAGUGGCCUGCGAAAAAAACUUAAACAUCACAGAACACUGCUCUAUUUGUAUAUGUUUGCGCGCGUAGGUGUGCGUACGUGCGUGUGCUUGUGUGUGCUUGUGUGUGUGUAGAAGGUGCGUGUGGAUGGCAGAUGUGUCGAGCUUGAGAAACUGUUGACAACAAAUUGUCGUCAAUGGAUCGAAGUCAAUUCCUCCGGCACCGGCCGCUAACCGAGUUGUAAUAAUGUCAACUGUAAAUACUAAGUCAGGCAUAGUAGAGACAAAAAUGAAAGAGCUAAUAAAUAAUAGAAUGAACAGAAAAAAAAACACUAUAUUGUAAA
This is a messenger RNA of Varroa destructor (honeybee mite), 4913 nucleotides long. It is a transcript of the gene klu, whose product is annotated as zinc finger protein klumpfuss. NCBI's taxonomy places the organism in Eukaryota, Metazoa, Arthropoda, Arachnida, Mesostigmata, Varroidae. The record is from RefSeq and is a predicted model, not a curated record. Gene Ontology annotation, biological process: regulation of gene expression. Gene Ontology annotation, cellular component: nucleus.